UUCCCCGGCGUCGUCACUGCCCGCAGCUCGGCCUGCUCUCCCCUCAGCUCGCAGACACGCAAUCUGCCCACCUUGCAUCAUACACAACGACAGUAGAGAGAUACUCCUGUCUCACCUUUCGCCAUGGCCGCUCCUCAAGUCCACCAUCUCUUCAACAACCCAAUCGCCGACCACUCCUUCUCGGCCGAUCGCAAGACGCUCGCUGUCGCCAGAGACAACACCGUCGAGCUCUACUCGUCCAGCGGCUCCCGCUUUGCCCUCAACGAUGAGCUUCGCGGUCACGACAAGCUCAUCACCGGUGUCGACAUUGCUCCCAACUCGGGCAAGAUCGUGACUUGCUCUCAGGACCGCAACGCCUACGUCUGGGAACCUUCGAACGGCUCCUGGCGCCCCACUCUCGUCCUCCUCCGCAUCAACAGAGCUGCCACCUGCGUGCGAUGGUCUCCCAACGAGGCCAAGUUUGCUGUCGGUAGUGGCGCUAGGGUUGCCGCUGUCUGCUACUUUGAAGAAGAGAACGAUUGGUGGGUCUCCAAACACCUCAAGAAGCCCCUUCGCAGCACCGUCACCAGCGUCGCAUGGCACCCCAACAGUGUCUUGGUCGCCUUGGGCAGCACCGAUGGCCACGCUCGUGUCCUCAGUGCCUUCAUCAAAGGCGUCGAUGAAAGACCCUCUCCCUCUGUCUGGGGCGAGCGUCUUCCUUUCAACACCAUUUGCGGCGAGUUCUUGAAUCAGACGGCCGGCUGGGUCAAGAGCGUUGCCUUCAGUCCUUCUGGAGAUGCCGUGGCCUUUGUCAGCCAUGACUCCACAAUGACAGUCGCCUAUCCCGCUGGCGAGGGCCAACCUCCUCACGCUGUCAUCAACAUUAGCACUCAAGUUCUUCCCUUUGCAGAUCUUCUAUGGAUUGCCGAAGGCGAGAUUGUUUGUGCUGGCUACGACUGCGAGCCCUUCCGCUUCUCGGGUUCCUCGUCUGGAUGGUCACUCGUUGGUUCGCUUGACAGCACCUCAAAGUCUGGCGCUGCUAAUCAACGUGAUGAAUCCGCUUUGAACAUGUUCCGCCAGAUGGACCUUCGUGGCAAGGUUAUCGACGAUACUCAACUGAAGACUGUACACCAAAACUCUAUCAGCACUGUCCGCGCAUAUGCUGGUUCUCUUGACUCAGUCAGUCAAAUCAGUACCAGUGGCGUCGAUGGCCGUGUUGUCGUCUGGAACCUGUAAAUACACAACAACAAUAGCAUUACACGCAAGCCUGCCACAAUCCUUUACAACUCUGCACAAUCCUU
Messenger RNA from Aureobasidium subglaciale EXF-2481, 1280 nucleotides. RefSeq lists its product as uncharacterized. Gene Ontology annotation, molecular function: actin filament binding. The coding region runs from base 124 to 1215 and encodes 363 amino acids. Gene Ontology annotation, cellular component: Arp2/3 protein complex; actin cytoskeleton. The record is from RefSeq and is a predicted model, not a curated record. Gene Ontology annotation, biological process: Arp2/3 complex-mediated actin nucleation. The transcript is spliced from 3 exons. Lineage: Eukaryota; Fungi; Ascomycota; Dothideomycetes; Dothideales; Saccotheciaceae.